Messenger RNA from Myzus persicae (green peach aphid), 1087 nucleotides. RefSeq lists its product as uncharacterized. NCBI's taxonomy places the organism in Eukaryota, Metazoa, Arthropoda, Insecta, Hemiptera, Aphididae. The record is from RefSeq and is a predicted model, not a curated record. The transcript is spliced from 3 exons. Bases 155 to 733 code for a protein of 192 amino acids.
CCGACACCGUGCUUGCGGGUCAACACACCACCAUCUCUCGAACUUCCAUCAUCAUCAUCAUCAUCAUCAUCAUCAUCACUCAUCAUCACUAUUCAUAAUCAUCAGUUUAUAAACAACUGUCAAAUCAAAUACGAGAAACAAAUCAAGCAUACUCAUGAACGACAGAAGAAAUGGCCCGGAUGCCCGCAAAGUCUAUUCCAGAUCGAACUCUGAUGAUUGUAAUGACGUCAACGACACUGUCUACCCUUUCUCGGCCAUCCGCCCACUACGAAGAAUUGAUAGUGACUCCACAGAAAGUGAACUUGAAGAUCAUUGCUAUCAUCGUCGGUCUGAAAAAGAACCGCCCUACUGGAUUCCGCACCAUAAGAAUGGUGGCAAGGGUGACAAUAGUGAAAACAAUUCUGAGAAAAAUGGAGACGAAUCUCUGAAGAGUAGCGAAAAUGGUUAUGGAGGGCCAAGCGAAGUCUGCGACUACAUCGCAGAAUUGGACUUCGAUGAUGAUAGGGCCUGUGUCGAUGACAAAAAUGAUGACAAAACUGACAAGAAAGACGCCGAUAAAAAAGUUGAAAAUGAAGUUGUUGGUGAGGUUGCGAACGAGGGUAACAACGACGGCGAAGACAACAAUGAAGUGCAAAGACACCCUUUCAUUCGUUUUUUGGAAAGAUCGAACUUUUUCAUCAGAAACGUAAUAAGCAUAACAUUUGAUUUACCCCCACCAACACCCCGCAAUUGAGAGUAAUAAAGACGAAAAUCUGGCUUUAUAAUACACACAUUUUUUCAGAUAUGUAUGGCAUUCACCGUUGCCACCACUACCUUAGCAGUAUAAAAACCCCGUAGUAUAAAAUUAAUAAUAUAAUAUAAAUAUUAAGAAAAUCGCACGUUUGACCUAUGCUUGUAUACCGUUUAACACGAUAAACACGUUUGUAGUGUACUGUUAUUUCCUGCACUUCCUUCCACUUUGCAACAUAUACACCUAAACUUAAUGAUCAUCUAUAUAUAAUGUAUGGAACUGAGUUAAAUAAUACUAAAUGCUAAAAUAAUUUUUAAAAAAAUAACUGAAAUAUUUACUGAAAUCAAAUUAGUAUAC